AUGCCUCCAAUCCGCCUCGCAACAGCAUCCCCCGCAACAGCAGCAACAACAUCCCAAACCCUCUCUGACAUCUCCGCCCUCGCGUCCCGUGCCUCCUCCUCCGGCGCAGACCUCCUCCUCCUCCCCGAAGCCUACCUGGGCGCAGGCUACCCCCGCGGCGCCUCCUUCGGCUCCAAAAUCGGCUCCCGCGCCCCCGAGGGCCGCGACGAGUUCCUCGCCUACUUCAACGCCGCCGUCGACCUCGGCGACACCGUCGGCGACGCGGGCGCCGGCGGCGGCGACAAGUGGGUCAAGAAACAGCUCCCCGCGCAGCACGCCGCCGGUGCCAAGGUCGAGAGGGGCGACGGCUCGAGAGAGGAGCUGGAGAAGAUUGCCGCGCAGACGGGCGUUUUUUUGGUCGUCGGGUGCAUUGAGCGCGCCGGCGGGAGCUUGUACUGCUCCGUCGUCUACGUCUGUCCCAAGCUGGGUAUGAUUGGGAAGAGACGCAAAGUGAUGCCCGUAGGUUCCCCUCCCCCUUCUCUUCGAUAUAGUACUAUCGUGUUUAACACCAUCCAAAAGACCGCAACAGAACGUCUCAUCUGGGCCCAAGGCUCCCCCGCGACCCUCCGCGCCGUCUCCACCACAAUCAAGGGCGUCCGCAUCAACCUCGCCGCCGCAAUCUGCUGGGAGAGCUACAUGCCCCUCCUCCGCCAGUCCCUCUACGCCCAAAACAUCAACCUCUACCUCGCCCCCACCGCAGACGGCCGCGACACCUGGCUUCCCCUCAUGCGCACCGUCGCCUGCGAGGGCCGCUGCUUCGUCGUCUCGUCCAACAUGGCCGCCAGGCCCCUGACCACCACCUCGUCAUCACCAGCAACGACCACGACAACGGCGGCGGCGGCAGCAGCAUCAGACAACGACAGCGGCAUCGAAGACGCCCCAGACGCCCAAAUCUAUCCCCCUCGCGCCCGCCGCAACUCGUGCCUCACAGAAGACGGCAACGAAAUCGCCCUUCCCGGCGCCAGCAACGGCACCAGCACAAACGGCACAAACAAGACAACAACAAAGGCCACGACCUCGACGAAACCGGCCCUCGAAUCCAAAGACUGGGUCUCCCGCGGCGGGUCCUCCAUCGUCGGCCCCUUUGGCGACGUUCUCGCCGGACCGCAGUGGGAGGACGACGAGGGCAUCAUCUACGCCGACGUUGACUUUGAAGACUGCAUUCGCGGACGCUUGGACAUUGACGUCGGGGGAAGCUACUCGCGCAACGACUCCUUCAAGUUUUCCGUCGAGGGACUGGACCUGGAUCCCCUGCCGUAUUAA
Colletotrichum tamarilloi is the source of this 1302-nucleotide messenger RNA. RefSeq names its product carbon-nitrogen hydrolase. The transcript has a single exon. The coding region runs from base 1 to 1302 and encodes 433 amino acids. The record is from RefSeq and is a predicted model, not a curated record. Lineage: Eukaryota; Fungi; Ascomycota; Sordariomycetes; Glomerellales; Glomerellaceae. Gene Ontology annotation, molecular function: catalytic activity.